CAACACACACGAGACCAAAAAAGAUCAUCACUUUCAUUCCUCUCUCGAAGAUCCAUCCCUAGCAAAAAUGGAGAAGUACGAGAAGCUCGAGAAGGUCGGCGAAGGAACAUACGGGAAAGUCUACAAAGCCAUCGAGAAAGACACCGGAAAGCUCGUCGCUUUAAAGAAAACCCGCCUCGAGAUGGACGAAGAAGGCAUCCCACCAACCGCUCUCCGCGAGAUCUCCCUCCUCCAGAUGCUCUCCCAAUCGAUCUACAUCGUCCGCCUCCUCUGCGUCGAACACGUCCUCCAAUCAAAAGACUCCUCUUUAUCCUCUUCUCCUGUGACGACUUCGACCCAGUCCCAAAAAUCAAACCUUUACCUCGUUUUCGAGUACCUCGACACGGAUCUCAAGAAGUUCGUCGACUCCUACAGGAAGGGCCCCAACCCGAGGCCGCUCGAGGCCGAUCUCGUGAUGAGGUUUAUGUUCCAGCUCUGUAAAGGCGUGGCGCAUUGUCAUAGCCACGGCGUGCUUCACCGCGAUCUCAAGCCGCAGAAUCUUUUGCUUGAUAAGGAGAGAGGGGUUUUGAAGAUUGCUGAUUUGGGUCUCGGUCGUGCUUUCACUGUUCCUUUGAAGUCUUACACUCAUGAGAUUGUUACGCUUUGGUAUAGAGCUCCUGAGGUUCUUCUUGGCUCUGCUCAUUACUCCACUGGGGUUGAUAUGUGGUCUGUUGGAUGCAUCUUUGCGGAGAUGAUUCGGAGGCAAGCUCUUUUCCCUGGUGACUCAGAGUUUCAGCAGUUACUUCAUAUCUUCAGAUUGCUUGGAACACCUACUGAGAAGCAAUGGCCUGGUGUAAUGACUCUGCGUGACUGGCAUGUGUAUCCAAAGUGGGAGCCGCAAGACUUAUCACGUGCUGUUCCAUCUCUAUCCCCUGAAGGGGUUGAUCUUCUCACGAAUAUGCUGAGGUACAAUCCAGCUGAAAGAAUUUCAGCGAAAGCAGCUCUUGACCAUCCCUACUUUGACAGCCUUGACAAAUCUCAGUUCUGAAGCUGCACCUGCCUGAUCAAAAACUCUCUGGCAUCACACGCUGGCAAAUUGCAAUCUUGUAUUACUGAUCACACUCUGGCAAGUUGAUUGCUCAGCAUCAUGGUGAUUUUAUUUUUCUGGUGUCUCCUGUAUUGUGUGUGUUUGAGGAUGCAAUGUGUUCUGCAAGAGUGAACUUUUUAUUCUUAAAAUGGCCAAUUUGGUUU
Molecule: messenger RNA, 1230 nt
Organism: Raphanus sativus (radish)
Lineage: Eukaryota; Viridiplantae; Streptophyta; Magnoliopsida; Brassicales; Brassicaceae
Product: cyclin-dependent kinase B1-2
Exons: 4
Coding region: 68-1027 (319 amino acids)
Biological process (GO): protein phosphorylation; regulation of G2/M transition of mitotic cell cycle; regulation of gene expression
Cellular component (GO): cytoplasm; nucleus; cyclin-dependent protein kinase holoenzyme complex
Molecular function (GO): ATP binding; cyclin binding; cyclin-dependent protein serine/threonine kinase activity
Source: RefSeq, a predicted model, not a curated record